AUGGUGAAAAUUUGGAGUAUUUCUUUCCUCAUAUCUAGACAAGAAAACUCCUUUGAAAUUCAACUGUCCAGUAUGAACAGCACCAAGAACUUCAAGUGCUCCUACUGCAAGAAAGUGCUGAGUUCCAAACGUAACCUUGAGCAACAUGAGCGUGUGCAUACGGGUGAAAAGCCUUACCAAUGUUCAUUCUGUGAGAAAAGCUUCUCUGUGAAGAGCAACCUCGGAUUUCACAUUAAAUCACAUACAGGUGAAGCAAAGACUUAUGAGUGUGAGCUAUGUGGUAAGAAAUUACGUUCUGUACAAUCACUCAGGAAGCAUGAAAUGAUGCAUAGAAAUGAAAGGCCAUUACAAUGUGCAGUUUGUGAGAAAAGAUUCAUUGACAAGAGUAAUCUCAUUUAUCAUAUACAGACACAUACAUCUGAAAGAACAUUUGAAUGUUCACAGUGUGAAAAAAAAUUCUACUCAUAUAGAUGUUUGAAACGUCAUGAAGCAUUGCAUGCAAGUAUGAAGAAUUUCCAGUGUUCACAGUGUGAAAAAAAAUUCUUCUCAUAUAGAUGUUUGAAACGUCAUGAAGCAUUGCAUGCAAGUAUGAAGAAUUUCCAGUGUUCACAGUGUGAAAAAAAAUUCUUCUCAUAUAGAUGUUUGAAACGUCAUGAAGCAUUGCAUGCAAGUAUGAAGAAUUUCCAGUGUUCACAGUGUGAAAAAAAAUUCUUCUCAUAUAGAUGUUUGAAACGUCAUGAAGCAUUGCAUGCAAGUAUGAAGAAUUUCCAGUGUUCACAGUGUGAAAAAAAAUUCUUCUCAUAUAGAUGUUUGAAACGUCAUGAAGCAUUGCAUGCAAGUAUGAAGAAUUUCCAGUGUUCACAGUGUGAAAAAAAAUUCUUCUCAUAUAGAUGUUUGAAACGUCAUGAAGCAUUGCAUGCAAGUAUGAAGAAUUUCCAGUGUUCACAGUGUGAAAAAAAAUUCUUCUCAUAUAGAUGUUUGAAACGUCAUGAAGCAUUGCAUGCAAGUAUGAAGAAUUUCCAGUGUUCACAGUGUGAAAAAAAAUUCUUCUCAUAUAGAUGUUUGAAACGUCAUGAAGCAUUGCAUGCAAGUAUGAAGAAUUUCCAGUGUUCACAGUGUGAAAAAAAAUUCUUCUCAUAUAGAUGUUUGAAACGUCAUGAAGCAUUGCAUGCAAGUAUGAAGAAUUUCCAGUGUUCACAGUGUGAAAAAAAAUUCUUCUCAUAUAGAUGUUUGAAACGUCAUGAAGCAUUGCAUGCAAGUAUGAAGAAUUUCCAGUGUUCACAGUGUGAAAAAAAAUUCUUCUCAUAUAGAUGUUUGAAACGUCAUGAAGCAUUGCAUGCAAGUAUGAAGAAUUUCCAGUGUUCACAGUGUGAAAAAAAAUUCUUCUCAUAUAGAUGUUUGAAACGUCAUGAAGCAUUGCAUGCAAGUAUGAAGAAUUUCCAGUGUUCACAGUGUGAAAAAAAAUUCUUCUCAUAUAGAUGUUUGAAACGUCAUGAAGCAUUGCAUGCAAGUAUGAAGAAUUUCCAGUGUUCACAGUGUGAAAAAAAAUUCUUCUCAUAUAGAUGUUUGAAACGUCAUGAAGCAUUGCAUGCAAGUAUGAAGAAUUUCCAGUGUUCACAGUGUGAAAAAAAAUUCUUCUCAUAUAGAUGUUUGAAACGUCAUGAAGCAUUGCAUGCAAGUAUGAAGAAUUUCCAGUGUUCACAGUGUGAAAAAAAAUUCUUCUCAUAUAGAUGUUUGAAACGUCAUGAAGCAUUGCAUGCAAGUAUGAAGAAUUUCCAGUGUUCACAGUGUGAAAAAAAAUUCUUCUCAUAUAGAUGUUUGAAACGUCAUGAAGCAUUGCAUGCAAGUAUGAAGAAUUUCCAGUGUUCACAGUGUGAAAAAAAAUUCUUCUCAUAUAGAUGUUUGAAACGUCAUGAAGCAUUGCAUGCAAGUAUGAAGAAUUUCCAGUGUUCACAGUGUGAAAAAAAAUUCUUCUCAUAUAGAUGUUUGAAACGUCAUGAAGCAUUGCAUGCAAGUAUGAAGAAUUUCCAGUGUUCACAGUGUGAAAAAGAAUUUGUUACAAAAAGUAGGCUAACCAUGCAUGAGAAAACUCAUAUAGGGAAAAAAAAAUUUACUUGUGCACACUGCGACAAAACAUUUCUAGUUAAGGGCAACUUAAGAAUGCACAUAAAGACGCACACAGGAGACAAACCGUUCAAAUGUUCAUACUGUGAUAAAUUUUUUCUAAGGAAGGCUGAUAUGGAAAGGCAUAUAAAUAUCCACACAGGGGAGACACCAUUUAGCUGCCAGUACUGCAAUAAGAAGUUCAAUUGCAGAUCAAACUGUAAACAGCAUGAGAAAAUCCACACCAGGGAGAAACCCUAUGAAUGUUCACUGUGCAGCAUGAAGUUCACCUUGAAGAAUGAAUUAUACAAACAUGAAAAGUCUCAUAUUAAAGGAAAAGGAAAGUCAGACCUGGGAGAGGACUUUGCUAGUCUAUCAACAUCAAGAAAACAUGAGAUGUCAAAUGAGAGGGAAGACAGUGUCAUUCCCUCCAACCAGGUAUCAGGAUUUCACAUCAAGGAUAGUGACCUUGGCGCACAGGAUAAAAACAUUACUGUACCGGAUAAUGACCUUAGUGUGCAGGAAAAUAAGUGUGUUGUACAAGUUGACAUACAGAAUAGUAACUCAGCUGAAGUACAGUUUGGAUGUUCACAGUGUGAGAAGAACUUUAAGUCCAAAGCAAGUUUAAGAAGACAUGAAAAAGGAAAACAUAUAAUCAAGAAGCCUUUGCUCUGUAUACAGUGUGAUAUGAAAUUUAUGACUGAGCUGGAUUUACAGGAACAUGAGAAGAAGCACAGUAGCAAGCAGGAGUUUUUAUGCCAAUAUUGUGAUGAGAAAUUCCUUCAGAAAAAAGACCUUACAGAGCAUCUAAACAAAACUGAUAGUGAUAAGGAUUUCAAGUGUUCUUAUUGCAUUAAAAUUUUUGAAGCUGAAUGCAUCCUCAGAAAUCAUGUAAAAAUUGACCAUGGUGUAAAUCCAUUGAAGUGUCCCCUCUGUGAUGAGGAGUUUCUCUGGGAAUCUCAGCUGAAUAAACAUGUUGCAAGUCAUUCAGGUAAGGGACAGCAAGAGUCAAGGGUAAAAUCCCCAAUAUCUGGUAUUUUAUCAGAAGAAGGCCAGAAGGAAGCUAGGAGUGAAUACAUGGCUGGGAAGUCAUCACCAAAAGCAUUAGUAAAAGAGGAGGGGCCUUCCCAACAGAUACAAAAUGGAUCUCCCACAAAGGAUGCUUAUUCUUCUACUCUCAGUGCAAAGAUACACCCAGGUAGUAAACGAUUUGAAUGUUCAUACUGUAAUAGAAGAUUUACCCUUAAAUGUAGCUUAAAAGAUCAUGAGGAAAGAAUGCACUCUAGUAUUGAGAAAUAUCAUUGUUCUCAGUGUGAUAAGAAAUUCAAGGCAAAGUGUGACUUUUAUAAGCAUAAAAGGAGACAUAGUAGACCGUACCAGUGUUCACUGUGCAAUUUAAAGUUUCCUUACCCAUUGCAAUUGAAAAAGCAUGAGAGAGUUCAUAAAAACAAAAAAAGCUUUGCUUGUAUGCAUUGUGAACAGAAGUUCAAGCUUUUGUCAGAUCUUAAUACCCAUUUAGGAACUAAUGCUGGGGAAGAACAUUUCUGGUGUUACUCUUGUGAUAAAAAAUUUGAAGCUAAAUGUCUUUUAAAGAAACAUAUGGAAAUACACAAAGAUGAAAAAAUGAAGGGCUGUCCAUACUGUGAUGUGAAAUUCCAUAGCAGAUCUGAGCUCAAAUAUCAUCUGAUGAUCCAUAAAACUCAGGAAGGCUUUGACAGUAAAGAUAAAUUUUCCAUCUCAGCUGCUUUAGGGAAAGAUAAAGAUAAAGGGCAGAUCAAGGAGGGGAUUGACCAAGUACUGUGUAGCCCAAGUUCAGGGGAAAGACCCCCAGUAGGCUCACAAGAGGAUGAAAAGUUAUCACCCUCCCAGCUGGUGCAAGGUGCAAGUCAAACUCCAAAUAGUCCUUCUAGCAAAAAUGUUGGAAAGAUGCUUGCAAAUCAAAAACCAUUUGCAUGUCUAAUUUGCAAGAAAAGAUUAAGCUCUUUGGCCACCUUACAAAAACAUACGAGGAGAAAACAUGAUUUGCAUAAACCUUUCCAGUGUUCACAGUGUGAGAAGAACUUUAAGUCCAAAGCAAGUUUAAGAAGACAUGAAAAAGGAAAACAUAUAAUCAAGAAAGCCUUUGCUCUGUAUACAGUGUGA
Molecule: messenger RNA, 4245 nt
Organism: Penaeus indicus
Lineage: Eukaryota; Metazoa; Arthropoda; Malacostraca; Decapoda; Penaeidae
Product: zinc finger protein 62-like
Exons: 3
Coding region: 1-4245 (1414 amino acids)
Source: RefSeq, a predicted model, not a curated record